AUGUUUGUUAUUCUCUCUCUAAUCAUCGACUUGAUCUAUUGGUUAAAUAAACAAUUUAGAUAUAUAUCUGAUCUAAUCAUUGGUAAUGUUUUUGAUCCGAGGUUUGAUAUUGUUUUAGUGACUGGUGGUGUAACAGGGUUGGGACGAGAACUUGUGCUGCAAAUUAUUUCCAAAGGUGCACAGGUUGUCGUAUUGGAUAUAUUAGAACCUUUAGAAGAAGAUUUAAACACAGUUGGAUUGACACAUUACAAAUGUGAUGUUAGUGAUCCUCAGGAUGUUUUAAGAACACAAAAGCUAGUGAGAAAAGAAAUUGGGGUAGUAACCGUACUAAUAAACAAUGCCGGUAUUGCAACGGGGAAACCGGUAUUGGAUUUAUCCUUCCAAGAAAUUGAAAAAACAAUACAAAUUAACUUGCUAUCCAGUUUUUACACUAUAAAAGCUUUUCUUCCCGAUAUGAUGCUACGGGGCCGUGGUUAUAUAGUAACCAUAGCUUCGGUUUUGGGAUACAUGUCUCCGGCGCGACUCAGUGCAUACGGUGCAUCAAAAUCAGGGCUAAUUGCAUUACAUGAAUCUUUAACUUAUGAGUUGGGGUCUCCUUCUUUGAACCCACAGGGAAUCAAAACUCUAUUAGUGUGUCCUGGCCAAUUGAAGACCGGAAUGUUUCAAGGCGUGGCUACCCCUUCGACCAUCUUUGCACCUGAAUUAGAUCCUGCAUUUGUCGCAUCAAGUGUAGUUAAUGCCAUUGAACUGGGAAGAAGAGGAGAAAUUAAAUUACCGUUAUAUAGCAAAGUAAUACCCAUGUUCCGAGCUUUGCCGUGGCCAAUUGUUGAAGUCACUAGAAGAAUAACUGGUAUUGAUCAAAGUAUGAUUGACUUCAAGUCGAAAAUAUCAAAAGUAGCCAGUAGUGUUUCGUCUUUGAGGAAUAUUUCGUUGCUGGGGUCAAAAAAUGUGUCAACUGAGGUUACUCCGACAUUUGCUGUCGCCGAGUCAACACCGCAGGAAAACAAGGCGGCUUUGUCUCAGACAGAGAUUUCCUAA
Molecule: messenger RNA, 1038 nt
Organism: Candida albicans SC5314
Lineage: Eukaryota; Fungi; Ascomycota; Pichiomycetes; Serinales; Debaryomycetaceae
Product: short-chain dehydrogenase/reductase
Exons: 1
Coding region: 1-1038 (345 amino acids)
Molecular function (GO): oxidoreductase activity, acting on the CH-OH group of donors, NAD or NADP as acceptor
Source: RefSeq, a predicted model, not a curated record